AUGGAGGCUCUUGAAGUUGAUGACAUUAGCCCUGCCUUGGAAGUGACUGAAGACUUUUUCAAUAGUUUUGAUACUAAACUUGAAAAGAUUGUGCAGCCCUGUGAGGUGUAUGGUGUACAGGAGGUUCCCGAACUGGUCGGGCACGAGGUAUUUGAUCAGAUAACAGAGAGCAGGAACCUGAGGAAUGUUGCCUCCUUGGCCAAAAGCAGCCUCAUCUGGGAUCACUGCAAAAAUGGCCUCUUAGAAACCAAAACUCAGACGGCAUUCCCUGCCAAAGACCAGCGUGUGGUGCAGAGGGGAACAGCUGCUGACAACCUUGCUUGGGCUGGGGAAGGGGAGACUGCAGCUUUCAACAUCUUCGGUAUCUGCCAGCGGAGGAGAGACAGGCCUCGCUCGGUGAAUGAUAUCCUGGUGCAGAACGAGGAAGCGUCCACAUUCAAGCCAGGACACAACAGGUCACGCUCCGAUAUCAGCCAUGUGAACUGGGGAGUGGUCUUCACGGGCACCUCCCUGCAGCAGCCCCCUGCGCCUGGUCAGGACAAUAGCUGUGCUCUGCUCUCUUACCUGGCGAUAACCAAGGGACAGGACAUCCAAGGAAACACAGAACACAAGCCAGUGUUCCCAAAUAUUCUGAAGAAGGGAUACUUAGAGAUUAGAAGAGACAAUGACAGCUUCUGGCAAACCUGUUACGCUGAGCUCUCCCCGUACAAACUGUACCUGUAUUGCUUGGACAGCAGUGGCAACCAGACUCUUCCCACCGUGUAUCCACUGAUGCAUUUUCAAAGGGUCACUGUUACUGGUUGCAUUGAAACCAAGGUGGUGGAUGCUGUCCUGUCAGACAACUCGCAGCUGCAGCUGAAGGCAGAGUCCGCAUGGGAGGCUUUGGACUGGGGACGGAAACUCUGGGAAGUGGUGCGUGCUUCUGUGCCUGCUUUCACGAGACAGCAGGAGAAACUGGAGAAUGUGCCAAAGCCUGAAAAUAACAGUGACCUUUCUCAAACCAAUGGAUUGUUAGAGAAGCCUAUGGAGCUCUUCCUGUCCGUGAAUUUGACUGAAAACACUAAAGAGUACCAAAAUAUUCUCAAAUCAGGGACUCUUUAUAGGUUAACUGUCCAGAAUAACUGGAAGGCAUUUACUUUUGUCUUGAACAGGUCUUAUCUCAUGGCAUUCCAACCGGGUAGACUUGAUGAAGAUCCUCUGCUGAGUUACAAUGUGGAUGUGUGCCUGUCGGUCCAGACAGAUACUCAGGAUGGCUGUGACUCUUGCUUUCAGGUCAUUUUUCCUCAAGAUGUCCUCCGCCUUCGUGCAGAGACUCGUCAGAGGGCCCAAGAGUGGAUGGAGGCACUGAGAGCAGCAGCCAAUGCUACUAGAAGUUUAACUCAGAACCCACAGGUCACGCUUAGGAACAAACCCGGAGAUGGGCCCUUGGGAAACGAUCUUAGAAAGAGCAAGCGCCAGUCUGUGACCACCAGCUUCCUGAGCAUCCUGACCACGCUGUCUCUAGAGAGAGGGCUCACAGUUCAGAGCUUCAGGUGUGCAGGCUGUCAGCGCUCCAUAGGCUUGUCCAAUGGGAAAGCCAAGGUGUGCAGCUACAGUGGAUGGUAUUACUGCAGCACCUGCCAUGUGGAUGACAGCUUCCUCAUCCCUGCACGGCUGGUUCAUAACUGGGACACUUCCAAAUACAAGGUAUCAAAGCAAGCCAAAGAGUUCCUGGAAUAUGUUUAUGAGGAGCCAUUGAUUGACAUCCAGCAGGAAAAUCCCAUGUUGUAUAAGCAUGCUGAACCUCUGGCAACUGUUGUCCGCCUGAGACAACAGCUAAAAUCUCUCCGAGCCUAUUUGUUCAGCUGCAGAGCAGCAGUGGCUGAAGAUCUGCGCAGAAGGAUCUUUCCCAGAGAGUAUCUUCUCCAGCAAAUCCAUCUUUAUUCUCUCGCAGACCUUCAGCAGGUUAUUGAAGGAAAGCUGGCUCCGUUCUUGGGAAAAGUGAUCAAGUUUGCCACCUCUCAUGUGUACAGCUGCAGCCUUUGUAGUCAAAAGGGUUUUAUCUGUGAGAUUUGCAACAAUGGAGAAAUCCUUUACCCCUUUGAGGACAUUUCUACAAGCAGGUGUGAAAGCUGUGGUGCUGUCUUCCACUCUGAGUGCAAAGUGAAGGCUGUACCAUGCCCCAGGUGUGUGCGUAAAGAAUUGCAGAAGAAGCAGAAAUCCUUCUGGAGGCAACUGAAUAUGGACGAAAACUUCGAAGAGUCUUGCAACAUGUUUGAGUUGUCAUAUCAGAACACAUGA
Apaloderma vittatum (bar-tailed trogon) is the source of this 2280-nucleotide messenger RNA. It is a transcript of the gene PLEKHM3, whose product is annotated as pleckstrin homology domain containing, family M, member 3. Lineage: Eukaryota; Metazoa; Chordata; Aves; Trogoniformes; Trogonidae. The record is from RefSeq and is a predicted model, not a curated record. Bases 1 to 2280 code for a protein of 759 amino acids. The transcript is spliced from 7 exons.